AUGAAUUUCAAACUCUCAAAUUUAUUAAAAAAAUACUUAAUACUAUUUGUUAAUUUAAUUAUUUUAGUAAAAAGAAUAUUAUUAGUUUCUUUAGCAUUAGCCAAUAUGAUCAUAAAAGAAAAGUAGAAUUUCUUUUUAUUAGUUAUAAAUAGCCAUGGUUCGCUUAUAUUCCACAAGAAUUUAUUGAGAAAAGAAAUGAGAAUUGAUGAUUUAGUGAAUGCAUCCUCUAUGUUUUAUUCAUUUAAUGCGUUAUCGAAUUCUACUCUUCCUGAACACGUUUUGAAUGUCUAAAAAGAUUAAAAUUUUCAAUUUUAGUAUUAAACUGAAAAUAGAGUAGAUACUGUUGUUAGUGAAGGAUUUCGUUUGUCAUGCUAUCAUGCAGUAACAGGAUUGAAGUUUGUCUUAGUUACAGCACCAUCUAACGCACAUGAAGAGAAUUUAAAUAUAUUAAGAUAGGUUUAUAAAAUAUACUCCGAUCAUGUUUCUAAAGAUCCAAAUUAUCUGAUUGAUUAGCCUAUUAAAAAUAAGUAGUUUGAUAAAGAAAUAAGUGAAUUGCUUGAGUGA
This is a messenger RNA of Tetrahymena thermophila SB210, 564 nucleotides long. RefSeq names its product sybindin family containing protein. Gene Ontology annotation, biological process: endoplasmic reticulum to Golgi vesicle-mediated transport. Gene Ontology annotation, cellular component: TRAPP complex. The transcript has 5 exons. The record is from RefSeq and is a predicted model, not a curated record. NCBI's taxonomy places the organism in Eukaryota, Ciliophora, Oligohymenophorea, Hymenostomatida, Tetrahymenidae.